This is a messenger RNA of Perca flavescens (yellow perch), 8890 nucleotides long. RefSeq names its product ataxin 1a (gene atxn1a). The coding region runs from base 924 to 3371 and encodes 815 amino acids. The record is from RefSeq and is a predicted model, not a curated record. Gene Ontology annotation, biological process: nervous system development; negative regulation of transcription by RNA polymerase II. NCBI's taxonomy places the organism in Eukaryota, Metazoa, Chordata, Actinopteri, Perciformes, Percidae. Gene Ontology annotation, cellular component: nucleus. The transcript has 5 exons. Gene Ontology annotation, molecular function: RNA binding; protein binding.
CUGUGCGCUGCAAACAUCAUUAGGAGGGGAGACGCUUUCCACCGUCAGCGCCGGAGCAGAGCAGGGGAGCCCUGGCAACAAGGAGCGACACAAACUCAGCAGCCCGUUACACCCUACAGGAAUGGUCACAUCACCUGCUGACAGACCGACGUGGACAGGCAGUGCAGGCACCCAGCACGCUUCCCUCGCAUUGGUGGAGAGAUCCAGACUUCACACCAGGAAGUUGUCAGCUCUCUACUGAGCAGCAGGCUCCACCUAUACCGCCCAAGUAGCUCUGCCUCCUCUGCUCAGGGAGUGCUGAGUCCCUGAGUCAACACACUGCAUUCUGGGAUAAUCUGGAACCCUCUCCAUGGGUUGUACCACCUGGUGACGAACCAGGGGGGUUUGGAGAAGUUGUGUUGAAUGAGGAUUGUGCUGGGUGUGGGCAGGCUUGCUUUUGCAAGGAAAUGAUUCCGCAUGAAGUGCGACGCACUCGGCCCCCCGUCGUCCUCGGCGGCAGCAGCAGGUGUGACGUCGUGACUCUCUCCCCUACCACACUGAGCUCACCCUUCAGUCGCUAAAGACCUCUGGACCAAACGGACCGCCUACCCCUCUCCUCUAAUCACCCCUCCAUAUCUUCAUCUCCAUCUUUAAUCCUUUCUCACCUGCUUGUUAGGGCCUGGAUUUUCUUUGUCAUCGAGAAAAAAACCUGGUAAUCAACGGCCUUGGUUGAACUGGAUAAAGAGGGAAAGACAGAAAAGUUCGGGAACGUAAUUCAUAGCUAAUUAAAGCAAGACAAGGGACACAUCAUCAAAAGUGAGACAGGAAAUUGAAAUAAAAAGCCAGAGAUAGAAAAAAACAAAAAAAAGGAAAGAAAAAUCUACAGAAGGCCACAAAUCAAGUACUAAUCAAAGUACAGUUGAGGGACGUGAGGCGGAGUCAGCAUGAAGUCCAACCAGGAACGCAGCAAUGAAUGUCUGCCCCCAAAGAAGAGGGAGAUCCCCUCCAGCACAUUACCAUCUGACAUUCGCUCACCUAUCCUCCCACCUGCCAGUGACUGCCAGCGCACAGAGAACAUGGCCUGGCUUGCCAGUGUGGCUGGUGGAAAUGAGAGUGGCAUGGGUGGACAACGUAGCUCCAGUCAGUCUGACAGCCUCCAGUAUAAACCCCUUUUUUCCACAUCAGACUCUUCGUCCUCCUCUUCCUCGUUGAGGCUAGUCUCAUCUCUUCCAACCGUGUAUACGUCCCCCCUGUCACAGUCCACAGUUGGAGGAACUGUCCAUUACGCCCAACUGCCUCCCAACAUGCAGUUCGUAGCCCCAUACGCAGGCUACAUCUCCCCUCAACUGCUUCCACCUCCUCCUCCACCUCCCCCCCUCUCCUCCUCGUCCUCCUCUUUGGCUGCACAGAGACAGUCACACACAGAGACAGCCUCUGCUCCGUCACACGCCUCCAAACAUGACCAGCACAGAGCAUCCACUGGGCGUACCUCCAUGCCUCCGCCUUCUACAGACCCCGCCCCUCACCAUGUUCAAAUGUCAACCUCAACACGGACUGUGCCGUCACCUCAUUACCAAGGAGGCAUUCACCUUCCUCCCCAGUCUCUGCACCCCCACCAUACUUUGGGACAUGGGAUGUCCCAGCUUGUGGUUCAGUAUACGGACGCACCCACUAGGAAAGAGGAAGUUGGCUCCAGACCCAGAGAGCUCCACAAUGGAGAGCUGGAAAGGGGUCGGCGGUUUGGAGCGUCCCCCGAGUCCAACCUCUCUAAGCCAGGGAGCAAAUCACGGGAUGCCACUUCGUCUUUGUCCUCCUACGAGGGCCGCCAGCUGGUCCUGCACUCAGACUUCUCUACUCACGAUCCCUCAGGGCUGAGAACCUCUUUCAUGCUAAUGCCCAACAGCCAUGGGGACCACCAGCUGGUACCACCCAGAGCCAGCCCUGAGAAUCAGACAACCUCUGCACACCUGGAGAAAGGUGGCAUCAUCCUGGGCAAGCCUGUCAAUCGCACACCCUCCUGCUCCAACAUCACCUCCUCUUUCACGUUUACACCCCCAUUGAGUGUCGAUAGCCUGAAUGCUGCUGUCAGCACACUGUCACCCCAGACCGUUAUCCAGACCACCCACAGCGCUACAGAGGCACUGUCGAUGGGGCUCCCCUCCACCAGUAUCUACCAUCAGCCACCUAUCAUUGGUUACAUUGCAGGGGGUGGUGGGAGCCAGCAUACGCCAAUUAGCUACCACACCAGCCUACAACAACACUUACUCAUUCCUGGCACCCAACCGGUCAUUAUCCCUGUUAGUGGAGGGGGAGUCACCACAUUGGAUCCUGUAACUUCCCACAUAACAUCAUCUACCCAAGCCGCACCGUUUCCUACCACACUCCCACACACAUACAUUGCUGCCACUGCUCCCAAAGGAGAAACUCGCGAAGCCCCCAGUAGCUCAUAUCACCAGGCCGCUUCAGGUGCGGUGGUCCAAGCCCAGCUUCAUCUCCCCAUUGUUUCCGCUCCGCCAGGACUGGUCGCUCCGUCUGCUCCUCCCUCUUUAUCCAGUACAGUGGCGCCCCCCUCGCUCCCCCCAUAUUUCAUCAAGGGCUCCAUCAUCCAGCUGGCAGAUGGGGAGCUGAAACGCGUGGAGGACCUGAAGACAGAGGACUUCAUCCAGAGUGCUGAGAUCAGCACCGAGCUGAAGAUUGACUCGUCCACAGUGGAGCGCAUUGAAGGGAGCCACACCUCACCCAACUUUGCUGUGGUUCAGUUCUCUGUUGGUGAGCACCGUGCACAGGUGAGUGUGGAAGUCUUGGUGGAGUAUCCCUUCUUCGUCUUCGGCCAAGGCUGGUCUUCAUGCUGCCCAGACCGGACCACCCAGCUUCUGGAGCUACCUUGCACCAAGCUCUCUGUGGGCGAUGUGUGUAUUUCACUCACCCUCAAGAACCUGAGGAACGGAUCCCUAAAGAAGACUCAGCCCCUGGAGUUGGCCACUCCUGCCUCUGUCCCAGCGUCCAGCUACGGGCACCUCAAACCCCCCAGAGCUGUCCCAGACGCUCCCCAAAGCUGCAGUGGAGGAGGCUCCAGGCACAAUGAGCGGGAGAAUGGCAUCAGCCAUCGAGGGAGGGGUGGAACUGGGAAUAGAAGUGGAGGAGGCACCAAUGUGGAAAACGGGGAUCUCAUGUUUGGGGGAAGAGGGUCAGUUUCUAAAGGUCAGGUUGCCAACAGUGCUGAAGCUGGCGUCACUAAGCCAUCAGGACGAAGGAAGCGGAGAUGGUCUGCUCCUGAAGGACGAAAAGUAGAAAGAUCUGAGGAGGAGCCGCCCUUGACCCUGCCCAAACCUUCCUUCAUCUCUCAUGAGGUGAAAGUCAGCAUCGAGGGAAGGUCAAGUAUUGGCAAGUGAAGGCUUGCAGGAAUGUUCAAUAACCAUUGGGAUUUGAAAAAAACAUUAAUGUUUCAUUUGUCUUGGUUUUAAAGUUUUGUUUUCCGUUUUUAUUUUUCUAUCUUAAAUACUGUACUGUAGAGGUAAAUUUACCCUACAUGGUAUCACCUUACAUUAAGUCCAUGUAGUCAAGAACACAUUUUUUCAUAGAUGGAUUUGAUAUCACACAAGCAAUCAGUGCCGUUUUGGUGGUUUUCAUGAGAUGACUUAUGGUGAGGGAUUUGUGAGGCGUGCUAAAUGCUUAUUGGUGGCUGUGUGGCACACAGGAGCAAUGCUUGAUGGCUCUUCUUGGCUGGCUACACAUUACACAUUAUGUAAAUUUCUAAUUAAAUUAUUUGACAGUUUCUCUCUUGACAGGGAUUUCACUGCCUUUGCACUGCCGCUGAGGCAGCCUGGACAAAAAAAAACUCUUUCCCACCACCUCUGUGGUUUUACACUGGGCCACAGGAGUGAUACAAUGUCAGCUGAUCCUGAGCGUGACAAAUCUGUGGAUAAACCAUGACAUUUUUCAUUUUCAAAUAAACGUACUAUGUGUUAUUCUAAGUGUCAUCGGGGUGUGCCAGACCUGACCAGUGAUGUCAUCAGGUGGUGCCAGUGUGCCACGCAAAAGAGAGGGAACAACACUUACUCUGUUCAGUUGGAUGAUAGUGGAUUCUUUACUUUCAUCUUGAUCAUUUUCAUUUAACUUUUUUUUUUUUCCAUUAACCCCUCAUCUUCUAUCUCACCAGAUAGUUGUUUUCAAUGAUUGUCAAAAACCUUAAUCAGGGGUCAUUCAGUCCUAGAUUGAACCUAGGUGGGUCAAUGUUAAUGUAUAAAUGUGAGAUACCCUAUCCUAACACAUAUUCAAGUGCAAACACACUGGGUUGGCGAACUUAAACUUUAAGAAAAUGUUCAGAGGAAGACUGCAUACAAUCCUCAUUGUGUUUUGAUAAUUACUUUAUAUAUAUUUUUUAAUGGAGAAAGGCUGUGUGAGAGGAACCGAGAGAAUCUGCAUGUCAGUUCUGAGAGGGUCAGGAUGUUUCAGAGCACUUAACACACCUGUCACACUCACCAUACAGCCGAGAAACUUUUGUUGUCUCUUUAUUUACGCAGUACUGUAUGUUUUUAGAUUUGUUUUUUUUUUUAAGACAAGGGUAGAAAGUAGCAACAGCACUUUUGGAAAGGUGAAGCUUUUGGAAAAGUGAAGUGGUGGUUUAAGAAAUGUGGUAGCGGAUGUGCCAUGGGAUCACAAAGAAAGGGAUGAUUGUGACAGGUAUUGGAGGAAAAGAAAUCCAGUUAGUAGAUGGUUAGAGAAACAUUUAUGGUGACAAAAGGAAUUAGAAAUAUGAUGGUUUUCAGCACGUGUGCUUGUACAGCCAGCCUGCCAUGCUUAAAGUUAAAGGAAAGUAUUGGAAUGUGUUAUGAAAAGUUUGGGAUCUGGCAUAAGGAUUGACAAGAAACAGGCUUUUGAAAUAUCCCAAUGAUGUUCUGUACUAGACUGAGAGCAUCGAUUAGAAGCUCGCGCCACAGAAUUUUGAAGGGUGUCAUAUAUUUGUAAUGUGUGUGCUAGAGGGUGCAUGAUGCUGGUCUGUGUCUGUCCAUACACACACACAUGCUUACACAAACACAAAACAGUACAGACUAUCCCUGAAACUCAAUGACCUAGAAUAUGUACUGUAUUUAGAUGAAUGCGGACACUUUGUGGUGCAUGUUGUUCCUACUGCAAAGACACUAGUUGACUGACAUUGGGUUGAUGCACACUGCUAACAGUACAGUUGCAGAGAGUGCUCUGUGGUGUUUUUGUGUACGUGUGUGAGUUUGUGCACGAGUGUAUGUAUACUGUGUAUAGGAAAAGGAUAUACUCACUUGAUAUAUAGACGAUGCUAAAUGUCCAGUGUUUCUACUUAGAGUCGUACUUAAUAGAAUCUUGCAAUUUGCACAUCAGGAGGAGGGAGAAGGGUGGAGACAUGAUUUAGAACUGCCCUGUCCUGAAACGAGCCCUAGACCACGUGACACACUGGACGAGCCCAGGGUUUUUGGUCCUUAACAGGCACUUGUCACAUUGUAGAGGAAAAGUUUUAACAACAAAGCAGUUAAGGUCAAAUUACAUUUUGAGUUUUUACAAACAUAACCGUAGCUGUAAAACAGAAUUUUAACAUGUGCCUGCCUACUGAAUUUACUGACUUUAGUUAAAGAUAUGCCAUUUGUAGUGUUGAAACCAGGGUGUAAGGACUAGGGUUCAGUUUUGAACACGGCCUGUGCGUUCAGCCAGCUGAAACCUUAUUUAGCUAAGAUGCAGCAGUUAUCUCAACAGAUGUGCCUGCUUGGUUGACCCAAGAUUUAGAGCUUUGUAAGCAACUGGUCUUUAUUUUCUUUUUUUUCUGCUCUAACAUCAGUGUAAUUGUAGUUGUUUUUAAAUCUAUCACUGAUGGUAGACGCAUGUGGUCUGUGAAUUAUUAUGUUCUGAUUGUAUGGUGCCAUUCAACGUGCAGAUGUUUCUCUCAUUACUGCAUGUAACAAUGAAGUAUGAUCAUGCACAGUAGUUAGAUCAGCAUGUGCAGGUUGCUGCUGGCACAAUAAGUGUUAAGGAGGGAGAGAAGAUGUGGGUUCCUGCAGGCAUAUCUGUUGAGCUGUCUACUCUGCCUCUUUAUUUAGGUGUUGUUAUACGGCAGAGAUAGUUUUUAGUUGACAUUGUCUCUAAAAAAUAGUGGAUCAGUCGUAUUUUCUGUUUCAACUGUGUGGGGCAAUGCUGUUUCAGGUCGCAGGAGUUUACCAUGGUGAUGGCAGGAAGGAUGUGUGCUCAGAUGGAUGACUAAUGGUUGAGUAAAUGGGCAGAUGGAUGGUGAAUGAAUGAUUAGACUACAUAUGAGAUUUAAAAAUGCUUUAUUUUUUUAUAAUAAAACAGGGUUUCUCACAUCAACACCACCACAGUAGAACAUUUUCAUUUCUUCAUUUUCCUAUUGAAACAUCAUCGUCAUGAUUAGUAGAAAUAGUAGUGUGUGCAUGUGUGUCUGUGUGUUUUGCAAUCUGUGUGUGGCUGUGUGUUUGUCAUACACACAUACUGCACAUUUUUUUGUUUUUGUCCAACUCCCUUCCCAACAAAUGAAAAAGUAGAACAACAACAUUGAAACAAACCUGUCAGCCACUCAGUCCAUCAAAACGUUUGCUCUCAGUCAGGUGAAAAUAUUUUUAGCCAAAGCCAAGUGAUACUGAUGUUGCUUUGGUUACUUUAGAAAGCAAUAGUACGGCAAUAUUCAGGCACUCUCCUUGUGUAUGAGUGGAACACACACACACACACACACACAUACACACACACACACACAUGCACACAGUCAUUCCACUCAAAUUUUCUGCAAUAAACAUUUAAUAGUAAUCGCCUCGCAUUGCAACCAAAACAAUCCCUCUUUUCCUCCAAUAGAGGGAAACCAAUCUUGCCAUAUACUGGAAAAUGCUUUUAGAAGCUAAUAUACCUGAACACAACUUAUUUCAGUUAGCACUAUUCCCCUUAACAUAAAGUACACUUAAAUCUUAAGAAAUUGCAGUUGCAACACCAGUUGCUAGUUUUUCAGGGAGUUGUCUCACAUAUGCAGUUACUGACCCCCGAAACCUCUGCUGUCCCAGCUGGUCUGAGUCAAGAACUCCGUUGUCACGACGUUUUGACUCUGCCCAGGUUUGCCUUGUUGCCACGACUCCCGUAGUGACCUCGUUAACUUUGUUUCAGGUACCCAAUCAUAGCCAGCCAGCCUCACACCUCCUCCGGAGGCAAAGCAAUCGAUUAACCCUCAACAACCGUUAGCUACCUUUCAGUGUUGCCUGGCCGGGACAUAGCAGGGCUGGCCUGGGCUGCCCGUUCCCCUCCUAACAUCAUCUUUUGAUAUUCGGUCUCCUUUUCACUACAAGCUUAUAAAAGUCGUUGUGUUAAUACUUCAGUGGGAAAUGCAUGCCUAAUAAUAGACUAUGAAAGAAAGCAAUCUGAAAUGUAGACACAUUCUGAAUGCAGGAGAGGGUUUUACUUUUGUUAAGAUAAUCCCAAAUUUAACCUUUUUAUCCACUUGAAAAUGUACCACAAUGUGCAAUACUUACAUGUUGUUCCCCUCAGUACCCCCCACCCUCCCCUUUGCUGUGCCAAUUGUAUGUAGCAUAGUCCUAGUCCUACUCCAGUGUCUCAUCCUUGUUAAUGGUGUGUCACAUCUGUAAAACAAGAGUCAGGAUGUUUGUGAAGAAAAACAAACCCAAUGGAGAGUUUAUCCGUAUCUCUCUUUCCCUUUUGUCCUUGCGGCCUUCCUAAAUUUGUGUGUGUGUGUGUGUGCGCGCGUCCAUGCGUGUGUGUGUGUGCGUGUGCGUGUGUGUGUGUGUGUGUGUGUGUGUGUGUGUAACGGAGUGUUUUCUCCUGUAAUUGUCUGUGAGAUCAUAAACCCUGACCCUCAAUGGUUCAUGGUGAGACCCACAGAAAAAAAAUAAACCUCAUUGCUUAGUGGGGACCACUUUUUGUAAAUAAAAAAAAAGAGAAAAAAACGAAGAAAAAAAAAACAACAACCAACCAACAGAGAUGCACAUGUAAGUAGAUGUAAAAGACUUGAUAAUGUUUCAGCACUUUCUAAUCCUAGGAUGGGCUUGGUCUAACCCCUCUGUCUCAGACCGACACCUACCCUAGGGGUAACAUUCAUUCAAAACGGACAGAGAGAAUGAGAAUGGAAAAAGAGGGGUGAAUAAGGAUGAAAAAGAGAGAUGGCUCAGUUUAAGUUUUUGCACAUCACCAUGCCGUAACCUUGUGUUUAUCUGUCUGUGCUCCAUCUCGCUUGGCGCCCGGCGCGUUCUUGGGUCCAACGGGCCGAGGUGUUAGGUAGUUCCUUGGUUCUUUUCUACUAGGAAAACCUUUUCUCAUGGAAUGCAUCCCUUCUUUUGUUGUGCUCAGGUUUGUUUGAAAUCUUUUCCACCCUACACCAACCAGGCUGUGCCGUUAACUAGGUUUUGUUUUCUUCACAUUUUGAGAUCUAAUUUGGCAGACUUGUUUGUAAGGAGUUCGGCACAGCUCGAUUUGGUCGUGCGGUGUGAAGACGGUGCUUACAAACCUUUGCAUUGUUUGCAUUAUCUAUGGUGCAGGAGCUUUUUCUGUUUUUGGUCUCCUUGUAGCACUCAAUAUAAUGUCAGGGGACUUAAAACUCUGUAGAGAAUGUGUCAUUGUUGAGUUUUAAUGACAAGCUUCCUCACUGGAGGAACACUGCUUAUGUCUUUUUUUUUAAUUGGCUUCUUGCACAAUUUUACAAAUAAAAUGAAUGUUGGUGUGUGAGCUUUGACUUUUCAAUAAGAAAAAAAGGCAUGAGUGCUCUUUGUUUCUUGAUGUUUGUACUUUUAUUUUGCAAAAAGGAUGUUUUUGGCACUUUGUUGUGUUUUAAAAGUGAACAGAAUUCGAUCAGGAUUCCUUUUUUUCAAUCUUUUUUUGUAUGACGUCUCGUCAAUGUCCUUAGCGCUGGAUAAACAACUCAGGCAGAAAAAAAAAA